GAUGGGGCACCGCCGGAUUGGUUCUAGCGCCCAGGCGAGAUGGGCGGGGAGCUCGGCUCUUCCGCAGAGCCAACGGUGCUUUCGCGAGAGUGGCGGUAGCGGGCGAGAUGCUUCUUCUCUCCGCGCGGUUGGGUCGGGGGCAAGUUCUGCGGAGAGCGAGCCUGCAUAUCCUGCAUUAUGUUCCGUGUUCGAUUUGCUCGUAGCGGACUCCUGGGAAAGCGUUCAAGAUGAGGCUGUGGAUAAAAGCCGUUUUAAGACAUGCAAGCAAAUUGCCUUUUACAGGCGUCAGAAAUGUUUAUGUCCUGGGAAAUCCCCGUACCAAGCCUUACUACAAACUGUGGAACUAUCCAACAGCAAUGUCAAAUUCCAAAUUUUCAAUGAAGAGAACAAGGUAACUCUUUCAGUAGAAAUGUAUGAAAUAGAGGGCAAUAUUUUCAGGCUUAAAAUAAAUGAGGUAAUUCCACUCAAGCCAAGAUAUGAAGUCCCUGAUGUUCUCAUAAAGGAACCAGCUAGCUUGAGGCUGAAGAUAUUAGAGAAAGAUGCAGACAAACUUGUGCUGGUAGGUGCUGAUCAAGACCAGCAGAUUCAUAUAAUGGCAAAACCUUUUCAAAUACAGCUUAUCUCUAAGGAUGAAAUUUUACUGAGCAUGAAUUCCAAUGGCUUGUUGUAUUUCGAACACCUACAGUCACCACCUCAAAGCAGGAAAUCUACUUCACAAGAAAAGGAAAGUGGACUGUCAGACUCUUUUAAGGAAACUGAAGAAGAUUUAGAUCUCUGGGAAGAAACAUUUGGCACCUUUUUAGACAUCAAAGCUAAUGGCCCUAGCAGUGUGGGUUUAGAUGUUUCUUUGCAUGGAUAUAAACAUGUCUAUGGAAUACCUCAGCAUGCAGAAACCCUUCUCUUGAAAAAUACCAGUGAUGACAACGUCUACCGGCUUUAUAAUCUAGAUGUCUUCGGGUAUACCAUCCACAGCAAAAUGGGCAUUUAUGGUUCAGUGCCCUUACUCUUAGCCCAUAAGCCUGAUCAGACAAUUGGAGUGUUUUGGCUAAAUUCUUCAGAAACGUUGGUGGAGAUUUCUACAAAAGCUUCAACAAAGGUUUUACCUUCCCAAACUCCAGACAUGUCCAAGCAGAUGGUAGUGCCUCAAACUGAUGUACGCUGGAUGUCAGAAAGUGGAAUCAUUGACAUGUUCAUCCUAAAGGGACCCAGUCCUUUUGAUAUUUUUAAACAGUAUGGACAGCUAACAGGCACUCAGGCUCUGCCUCCUCUCUUCUCUCUUGGGUACCAUCAAUGCCGCUGGAAUUAUGAAGAUGAGGAUGAUGUAGAAAAAGUGGAUGCAGGUUUUGAUACCUUUGAUAUCCCCUAUGAUGUCAUAUGGCUAGACAUUGAGCACACGGAUGGCAAACGGUACUUCACUUGGGACAAGAAGAGAUUUCCCAAUCCUGAGAAGAUGCAGAAGGAGAUACUUAUGAAGAAAAAACGCAAGCUGGUUGUCAUUGUGGACCCUCAUGUUAAGAUUGAUCCUCUUUAUACCAUGUACUCACAAGCAAAAGCAAAAGGAUUCUUUGUAAAAGAUCAUAAAGGUGAAGAUUUUGAGGGCAUCUGCUGGCCAGGUCGCUCAUCAUACCUGGAUUUUACCAAUCCUGAAGUCCGACACUGGUAUGCAGAUCAAUUUGACUUCAAAACGUACAAGAGUUCUUCUGAAAUUGUUUUUAUCUGGAAUGAUAUGAAUGAGCCUUCAGUCUUCAAAGGGGUAGAACAAAGCAUGUCAAAAGACGCUAUUCAUUAUGGCAAAUGGGAACAUCGAGAUGUUCAUAACCUCUAUGGCUUUUACCAGCAAAUGGCAACCGCAGAAGGGCUGGUGAAACGAAGUGGAGGACUGGAGAGACCCUUUGUUCUUACCCGCUCUUUCUUUGCUGGAUCACAGAAGUAUGGUGCAGUGUGGACUGGAGACAAUAGAGCAGAUUGGAGUUACUUGAAAAUCUCCAUUCCAAUGUUGCUGACAAUCAGCAUUGCAGGAAUUUCUUUCUGUGGAGCGGAUGUAGGUGGUUUUAUUGGAAAUCCAAAACCAGAAUUACUGGUUCGAUGGUAUCAGGCUGGGGCUUUGCAGCCUUUCUUCAGAGGCCAUGCCAUUUUGAAAUCCAAACGUCGUGAGCCCUGGCUAUUUGGGGAGAAGUACACAAAGAUCAUCAGGGAAGCUAUUAAGGAGCGCUACUCCCUGCUUCCUUAUCUUUAUAUGCUGUUUUAUCAGGCACACAGCAUGGCUGAACCAGUUAUGAGGCCUCUCUGGGUGGAAUUUCCAAAGGAAUUAGAAACUUUUGGCAUUGAAGAUGAAUACAUGCUUGGAAGUGCGUUAUUGGUACAUCCAGUCACUGCUCCAAGAAUCAGUGCAAUCAAUGUCUUUCUGCCAGGCCCACAAGAGAUCUGGUAUGACUUCCGAAAAUUUAGACGUCUGGAUGGUCAUGGUAUAUUGAAGAUCCCAGUAACAUUGAAGAAUAUUCCUGUCUUUCAACGUGGUGGGACUAUUAUACCGCUAAAGAUUUCUGUAGGAAAAUCCACAGAAUGGAUGGUAGAUGUUCCAUAUGAACUUCGUGCUGCCCUAGAUGAUAAGGGAUGUGCAACAGGUAAAUUAUACCUGGAUGAUGGCCACUCAUUCCAUUAUCUCCAUGAGAAACAGUUCCUGCUCAGAAAGUUCAGCUUCCAUGAGAAUGUUCUCUCCUCCAGAUGCGCUAGUGAAGAAGGACUAUUCCAGACAAACUGUACAGUUCAACAGAUACUGAUUUUGGGAAUAAAAAAGGAGCCUUCUGUUGUGACAACAACCAUGUUUGAUGGAAAAGAAGACAAGACAGUGGAUUUCACAUAUGAUAGCAGAAAUUCUGUGCUGACCCUUCAAAAACUUUCCUUAAACAUCGGCAAUAACUGGGAACUUCGUAUCAAAUGAAAGCGAAACUUCAGAUAUGCUGACUCUGUAAACCGCUUAGAGAGGGCUGUAAAGCACUGUGAAGCAGUAUAGAAGUCUAAGUGCUAUUGCUAUUCAGAGAUGCAGGUGAAAAACUGAAAAAUAAUACUCUGAACAAUUUAGCAUGGUUUUUUAAAAGUAUUUUUUGAAGUAGACCGAACCUCAAAUGUGACACAAUAACUACUGUUUGUAUAAUUUAAUUGAUUCACAUUCAAAAUGUUGUUUAUGGAUGAAAACUUUUUUAUAUUAUUUGCAAAAACAAUUUCUUGGGAAAAUUGGCCUUCUCCGGGAUUUUUCAGUUCUGUAUUAAACAUUUAUUAUUUUGCACAUCCGUGUAAUGAUUUUCUUGCUUUUAUAACACUUUUGGAGUAGAUUAUCUGCUUACAUUUUAAUUGAUGCACUGUUCUGUUUCUUGGUGGAUUCUGUUUAGCAAUUUUACACAUUAAUUCUGCUAAGAAGUUCUUCGAAAGAAGAAAUAUGAAUGAGAGUAAUUAUAAUAGCUAGACAUCUGCCACAGAAAGAUUCUGCUUCAUAAAGCAUAAUUGUAUUUUUAUAUGUGAUAAAGAGAUCUUGAAUUAAUGAACUCUAGCCUUCUUUUAGCUGGUGUGUCGGACUGUAGAAUUCCCAUAAACAUUGUGAGAAUCAUCCUCCCAUUAUGUACAAAAAGAAACCUGAACAAUGAUAAACUGAAAGGGAAUGGCGAAACAGUAUCACAGUAAGGAAACCAAUUCAGGCUUUAUUUUGCUGAGCAAUUACUAUUUCAUAUGGAAAAUAAUUGCAAAAAGUAACUUUCUGUUUGCAGAGCAGAGAAGCAUAAUUGCCAUUUCAGUAUUAAAAGGGCCAUCUUUUAGAAGUGUCCAAAACAAGUUUUCACAACAACUGCCUCUUCUUUCAGAACAUACCUGCUUAUUCAGGCGAACUUACCUAAGGAAAGAUUUUCAGGACAUAUAACCAUCAUUCUCAUUGUAGAGAUCAGAUAUACAUAUCUCCUCAUAUAGUAUUCUAUAUAUACAUAGCAAAGAUAUUUGUACCAGUAGCUAUUACAAUCAUGUAAAAGUGGUAUAAGAUGUUGCUAAAUAUAUUCUGCAUAAUAAAAUAUAAUUUGAAACAUUA
Messenger RNA from Thamnophis elegans (Western terrestrial garter snake), 4072 nucleotides. It is a transcript of the gene GANC, whose product is annotated as glucosidase alpha, neutral C. The coding region runs from base 2 to 2941 and encodes 979 amino acids. NCBI's taxonomy places the organism in Eukaryota, Metazoa, Chordata, Lepidosauria, Squamata, Natricidae. The record is from RefSeq and is a predicted model, not a curated record. Gene Ontology annotation, biological process: N-glycan processing; carbohydrate metabolic process. The transcript is spliced from 24 exons. Gene Ontology annotation, molecular function: alpha-1,4-glucosidase activity; carbohydrate binding.